AUGGCGAUCACUUUGCCGACCACGUGGGAUAAGUGCGACUCCUGGCUCCACCGAAAGUGCGAACUGCUCUCCCUGCACUCCUACAGACGCCUGUCGUCGUCGGAGGAGGAAUGGUAUUGUGGUGCGUGCCAACUCCCAGCUUUUGACGAUGAGCUGUUCCCCACAUGCCCUACGCCUGCAUCUCGGGGCUCUGACCCGACCCGCGAUCCAGUGAUUGCCAAUGCCACGCCGCAUGGGCAGCCCCAAGCCAACCUUGCAGUAUGGUUUUCAAACGUCCGUUCUGUUAAGAACAAACUGCUCGAUUUUCAAGCGCUCGUUGAAUCCUCUGCAGAUACAGUGUUUUCUCUCUGCGAGACGUGGCUCGACCCCUCAGUGCCAGAUGGGUUACUUGUUGACACUGCUCGACAUGUGGUACACCGGAAGGACCGUGCAGGUCGUAGUGGCGUUGGAGUUAUGUUUGUUGUCCCUCGACACUUGAUUUGCCGGAGGCGUCAGGACCUUGAAGUUGCUGGCCUUGAGGCUCUCUUCAUUGAAAUUGCCCACAAGCGAGGGAAAGUGCUCUUCGGCUGCGUGUACUGUCCUCCAUCUACCCGAGUUGCGGCCUAUCACCUGCUUAAUGACGCUCUGGAGCGUGUCACCGUAAGCUCCUAUUUAAAUGUUUGCACACUUGGUUAUUUUAAUGCCCACAUCGACUGGACAGACAUAACAGCCCCCGUCCCGUUGGCACCAGAUGAUGACACACUCCUGGACAUGAUGGAAUCAAAUGGACUUGUUCAGCUUUGUGACGAGCCAUCGUACUACUCGAGUGCAAAGAAUGCCUCUUUUCUGGAUCUGGUCUUCACCACGAACCCGGCCCUCAUCUCCACCUGUUCCCUGGAGCCCAGCCUAGAUGGGUCUGACCACAAAGCUAUACAUCUGGAGAGCCUCCUGUCGCUUCCCAAGUUUGGACGGUAUGCAAGAAGGGUCAAGUUGUUCUCUCAGAUGGAUGUCGCCCACCUCACCAAUCUUGCGCAUCUCGCUCCAUGGAUAAUUGCCAUAAACGAGCCGUCGGCAAGUGACUCGUAUGAUAUCUGGCUCGACCUCAUAAGUGCAAUAGAAAAGAAAUGUGUCCCCGUCAAGAACAGCACUGGACGGCGGAGGUCUCCCUGGAUAACAGAGAGCAUCAUUCAGCUUACUCGAAAGAAGCGCAAACUCUUCAGACGGGCAAAGAAAACUAACCACCCGCGCCACCUCAGUAUGGCACGGAAAGCCCAGAGAGAUUUAAAGAAAGAAAUCUACACCUCGUACAGGUCUUACGUGGAGACCAUUGCCCAGAAGGCAGCCCGAUCACCGAAACUGUUCUGGUCAUAUGUUAACCAUCGGAGGAAGUCGUCGUCCUCGCCAGAGUUCACGGUCGAUGGGACCGUUGUGGAGAGACCCCAAACUGUUGCAGAACUCUUCAGUGCCUAG
Molecule: messenger RNA, 1449 nt
Organism: Ixodes scapularis (black-legged tick)
Lineage: Eukaryota; Metazoa; Arthropoda; Arachnida; Ixodida; Ixodidae
Exons: 2
Coding region: 1-1449 (482 amino acids)
Molecular function (GO): catalytic activity
Source: RefSeq, a predicted model, not a curated record